AGAGCUUGUGAUCAAUGUCGUCGGCGCAAAAUCAAAUGCAUCGCAACAGACGGCCUCAACAAACUUGGUUGUCAGAACUGCACGAAUGCAAGCCUCCCUUGUACUUACGAGACCGUGCCGCUCAAGAAAGGGCCUAAAGGAAGUAAAGCAUCCGUGCUGCACGAGCUGAAGCAACCUCGCAGAAGUCCUCUGUCGCAGGAUGCCCUCAGAGAUACGUUGGCAAUCUUCUUCUCUAAGCUGUAUUAUGUGCUACCUAUCAUUGACAAGUCUGAGCUAUCAAGAAUUGUCGAUUUGGAGCAAGUCACCCUAGAACGCUAUUGUCUGAUCCUCUCAAUGUGUUCCAUGGUGUACACACAAGUCUUAGACCGAUCUGCCGACGAACUGAUUAGAGUCACUUUGCGCACACGACAGGCCAUUGACUACGUCGAAACGCCGACGCUGGACAGUGUCCACAUCUCCUUCUUCUUGUUUGCAACAUUUUUUGGACGAAAUAUACAUAAUACGGCCUGGUUCUACCUGCGUGAAGCAAUCACCUUUGCACAACUCAUCGGCUUGGACAACGAGGAAUCAUACAAGAAUAUUGCGUCUUGCACGACUGCGGGUUACAGAAGACGAACUUUCUGGGUCUUGUACGUCACGGAGCGAGCAUACGCAAUACAACGUCACCACAGCUUGUCGAUGCAGCCAACCAUAGAUCUUCCAUCAUUGGCAAAUCAUGAUACGCAACAGGAUGACGACCUCACCGGGUUCCGCCACAUGGUCGAGUUGUGGAGCAAAAUCGAUAUCGACUUUCUGACACUGUGGAACGAUACUCGACGCCAAGUCUCAGCAGAUUAUAUGGUCAACUUGCACAGCAAGCUCCAAGAUGCGCUACCAUAUACGUUGGACAUCCCAGAAGUACAAAGAGUCGACAUUCUCAUCUCGCAGCAAUGGCUGCGUGUCAUCAUCUGGCAGCUGAGUACAUCAAGAAUGCUCCUAUCAUCAACCGCAAGCGAGACCAGCUUGCAAUUUACAUUUCCUGUUCUGGUCUGCCGGGAUUUACUGCAAAUCACAUCCAGUACGACGCACGAUGUUCUGAGAGUUCACGGGUUAGGACUUGUGGAGAAGCUAUUCGAGAUUGCAUCUACGCUUGUCGAUGUUAUUGUAUGUGAUUUACAGUUGACAGUCCAUGCUCAAACGCCAGAGGCGCCCAGGUAUCUUGCCGAGGUGCUCAAGUUGAUGCGCCUACUGAGACCCGGUAGAAACCCGUGGACAGCCAUUCUCGAGGACAAAAUCAAGCAGUCCUUGCCU
This is a messenger RNA of Protomyces lactucae-debilis, 1290 nucleotides long. RefSeq lists its product as uncharacterized. The transcript has 3 exons. The annotation marks the transcript as partial. Lineage: Eukaryota; Fungi; Ascomycota; Taphrinomycetes; Taphrinales; Protomycetaceae. Gene Ontology annotation, molecular function: DNA-binding transcription factor activity, RNA polymerase II-specific; zinc ion binding; DNA binding. Gene Ontology annotation, biological process: DNA-templated transcription; regulation of DNA-templated transcription. The record is from RefSeq and is a predicted model, not a curated record.